AUGAAAUGGUACCAUAUGAGACCCAUCAGAGACCCAUCAAAGAGACCCAUCAAUGAGACCCAACAGAGAGACCCAUCAAAGAGACCCAACAGAGACCCAUCAAAGAGACCUAACAGAGAGACCCAACAGAGACCCAUCAGAGACCCAACAGAGAGACCCAUCAAAGAGACCCAUCACAGAGACCCAACAGAGAGACCCAACAAAGAGAUCCAACAGAGAGACCCAACAGAGAGACCAAGAGACCCAACAGAGACCCAUCAAAGAGACCCAUCAAAGAGACCCAACAGAGAGACCCAACAGAGACCCAUCAAAGAGACCCAUCACAGAGACCCAACAGUGAGACCCAUCAAAGAGACCAACAAGACCCAACAGAGAGACCCAACAGAGAAACCCAACAGAGAGACCCAUCAAAGAGACCCAUCACAGAGACCCAACAGAGACCCAUUAAAGAGACCCAACAGAGAGACCCUAUAA
Messenger RNA from Penaeus chinensis, 474 nucleotides. RefSeq names its product circumsporozoite protein-like. The coding region runs from base 1 to 474 and encodes 157 amino acids. NCBI's taxonomy places the organism in Eukaryota, Metazoa, Arthropoda, Malacostraca, Decapoda, Penaeidae. The record is from RefSeq and is a predicted model, not a curated record. The transcript has 4 exons.